AUGGUGAUCACCCCCAUCGAGUAUCAGCUGAUCGAGGGGCAGAACGUCACAUUAAACAAGCUCCGAGAGAUGGCCCACCGGAAUCAACUCGCACAAAGCAAGACACCAGAGGGGGUCAGUGAGUCUGUGACGCUUUCCCAGCUGCAAGGGGAGCUGGUGGGCGUGCAGAGCUCCUUGUUCUCUUUGGGCCUGGAGCUGGAGGCCAGCCAGAGGAGUCUCAGUCAGAGUCAGAGACAAGAUGACGAUCUGGCCCGCUUCAAAGACAGACUGAAUGCUGACCUCCAGGAGGCGCUGCAGCAUAAGGAAGAGACUGAAAAACACAAUCAGGACCUGCGUUGCGCACUUCAGAAAACCCGCGCCGAGCUCAGGGCUAAGGAAGAAGCUCUGAAGGAAGUCGAGGCCGAGAGGCUCUCCGCGGCGCAAGAAAAAGACAUGAGCAUUGCACAGCUCAAUCACUCUCUGCGGGAGAAGGAGCGACAGUUACAGGAGUACUCACAAAUGUUCGAGACACCAGAAAGUCCCAAACCAAGAGAUGCACUUGUUGAGAAAUUAAGAGAGCGAAUUAAAGACAGAGACAGAGCUUUGGAGCGCACCAUCGAUGACAAGUUCCGCUGCCUGGAUGAACGUGAGCGUCAAGUGAGGACACUGCAGCUGGCGCUACGGGAAAAAGACCGAGACCUGGACAGGCUCCGCUGCAUCCUAUCUAACAACGAGGAGACCAUCACGAGUCUCGAUGCUCUGGUGCAAAGGAAAGAGCUGGAGCUGGAGCAGGCGGCCGAAGCCUACAGAAACCUUCAGUGGCUGAAACAGGCCAGUGAAGAAAAGGAGAGCAGAACUUUCAGGGAGAAGGAUGCCAUCAUUGGCCAGCUGCAAGCAGCGCUGCAGGCUCGCGGCAAGGAGGUACAGGAUCUGACGGCGACCCUGGUCGCCAGAGUUCAGACCGGCCCCACCGAGGUGGUGGAGGAGCUGAAGGCUCGGCUCCAGCUGAAGGAGAAGCUCUUCCAGGAGCUGCUGUCAGACCGCAGCCGCCAAUCGAUUGAACACCAAACGCGGCUUUCGGACUUGCUCAACACCCUCGCUGACAAAGACCAGUACCUGCAGGACAAUUCGUACAGGCUGUCCUUGGUUAUAAGCGAGCGCACAGGUCAGCUGCAGGAGGUGCGCAGGCAGCUGUCCAAGAGAGAGCAGGAACUGUGCGAGCUGAGGCGGGACAAAGAGAGGCAGACGGCCGGAGACGUGCAACACCUGCAAGGUCUUCUCCGAGAGAAAGAAGCCUUUUUUAAGGAGAUGAUGCAGAACCAAGAGGAAGUCAUGAUGCGGCCGCCGUCUCCAGAGAGUGAAGAAGACGUGAAGGCCCUUCGGGAAGAGCUGCAGUUAAUGCUUAAGAAGGAGAGGGAAGCCCAGAAAGAACUCUCUGCGUUGUCUUUGGCUGCCCAGCAAGCAAAGGGAGCAGCAACAGCAAGUACCGAGCAUGUGCUGGAGCAGCUCGUCUUGGAGUACCGUCAACUGAAUGGUGCCCUGAGGACCGAGAAGAGACUCUACCAGAAUCUCAUUCACACCAAUAGCGACAGCUCGGACAAGGUCUUGGCCCUCCACACUCAGCUGGACUCGGUUCAGGCACUCCGCGGGCAACUGGAGAAGGUCCUGACCCGGAUUCAGAACAUGGCCCUGGACCUGGAAAGGGCCACCAAAAGGCAGCGUGACUUAGGAGAUGUCAGCACCGAAGAGGACGAGGGGGAUGAUGAAGACGGCAGCAGCGACGAGUUCACCGACAGCAUAGAGGACGACGAGAAAGUUACACCUGCGAGUUUGCCUUUCACCCAGCCUCAAGCGGCCCGUGGGCAUGAAGGAGAGUCUGCAUUCCUGACGACUCGCACGCAGAGCGUUGAACUGGAGCUAAAAGAAAUACAGUCGCAGCUCGAGUGGGAGGGAUUCACCUCGGUGACCCAGAUGAGGAGCACACUGCAGAGGCUUUGGAAGGAGAACCGCUUCCUAAAAGAACGUCAAGUGGGGACGAACCACGGGAGUCUUGACCGGGGUGAGGAGGAGGACGAUACUGAGGAGGAGGACUACAUGGAAGAUGAUGAACUGGGGGCGACGUCUUGCGUGGCUGUCAAGGGUCCGAGUGAGCGUUCGGCCCGGCUUUGUUUGGAGAACCGAGAGCUGCAGGAGCUGAUGGCACGAGUGGCCACCUUGGAGGCCCAAUUGAGCAGCUCCAAGUUGGAGGGGAAGUGCGAAGCAGAGCAGGGGAAGUGUGCCACAUGGCCUGGAAAGUACAACUCUCUCAUCCAGGCCCAAGCUCGUGAGCUCUCCCACCUGAGGCAGAGGAUGAGAGAGGGUGAAGGAGUCUCCCAUAUCCUCACACAGCAUCUGGCUGACACCACCAAGGCUUUUGAGGAGCUGCUGCGGGCCAACGAUGUUGACUACUACAUGGGGCAGAGCUUUCGAGAGCAGCUUUCACAAAUCACCGCGCUAGCUCAGAGACUGCCCAUCAAGCUGACUGGACGACUGGAGCUCCACAAGCAGCUGGAGCAGAAACUGGGCGCCGGCUCCCCUCGCACGCCGUCCCUGUCGGCCUGCGGCGCCAGCCCUCAGAGAGAAAACGUCUACAGGCGACAGCUGCUGCACGACCCGGCCCCUUCUCCACCUGUCAGGGACAUUGGUCUCUUUAACUGUGGAUCUCCCUGCCCCCCCUACUCGGACCUGGAUGACAACCAUAGCGCCGCCAACGACCCCCUCGACCCGCACGCUGAGCUGGAAGGCGACGCCCCCGAUGGCUCGUUCGCCAACCGUUAUGGCCGCCACGCCGUCGGUCACGUGGAUGACUUUCACGCUCUCCAGCAACAAGUCCUUGAAGGUCGCAGUAUCGUGCAACGCAUGGAGGCAGCGUUGCGCCCGCGCCUGCGCUCUCCUCCACCGUUAGGAGCCGCCCAGAAACAAAACAAUGAGCAGCUCUUGGAUUACGGCAAUGUCCCGAGUCUCUUGUCCAACACGAAGACCCUGAGGCAGAUUCUGGAGGAGGCGGCGUCCCUGCUGAAGAUGUUCUGGAGGGCGGCGCUGCCGCCGAACCUGAAGAAGGAGCAGUCGAUGCAAGAGGAGAUCUUGUCCCUCAAGCUGCGCGUGUCUGAGCAGGAGGAGGUACUGAAGGGGACGAUUCAAAGACUGAGGAGCACCAGUCGCACCAAGGAGAGCAUGGAGCAUUUCAUCGUGAACCAGCUGUCAAGGACUCGGGAUGUUUUGAAGAAAGCAAGGACAAACUUGGAGAAGAACGAGCUGAGACUUUCCUCUCUAAGCGCCUCGUCUUCCGCUCCCUACGCCGCUGAGGAGCCAGGAGGUGGUGCCAGAGAGCAACCUGCUAAUGUCCGGGGCUUGACGACUGACGGAGUCAAAGCCAACCAGCACUCUGCUGCCAGGAAGCGCACCAGCCGAUGCUUGCUUUAGACCCCGAACAACCGGACUCAAUGCUACGGACCUCCACAUUUAAAAUCACUAAGACCUCCUCAGUCCCCUAAACCUCUGUCUUCAACCAGGCCUUACCAAACUCCCUUCAGCGUCCCCAAACUCCUCAAAAGCGCAGUCAGUGUUAUUCUUUGAGUGGAGCUGUCAGCAAUGUGUAUGAAAGAAGGCGUGUGAAACGUGUACCUGGUGGUUGCAGUGACAAGCCGGAUUGGAACGGCUUGAAGACGCUCCCGAAACGUCGUCUUCCGAGAACAUGUGGAGGGGCAAAGGGUUUUUUCUGCACGUAAAAAGG
Molecule: messenger RNA, 3751 nt
Organism: Hippocampus zosterae (dwarf seahorse)
Lineage: Eukaryota; Metazoa; Chordata; Actinopteri; Syngnathiformes; Syngnathidae
Product: myomegalin-like
Source: RefSeq, a predicted model, not a curated record